Mesitornis unicolor (brown roatelo) is the source of this 1779-nucleotide messenger RNA. Its product is annotated as thyrotropin receptor-like. NCBI's taxonomy places the organism in Eukaryota, Metazoa, Chordata, Aves, Mesitornithiformes, Mesitornithidae. Gene Ontology annotation, cellular component: membrane. The record is from RefSeq and is a predicted model, not a curated record. The coding region runs from base 1 to 1779 and encodes 592 amino acids. Gene Ontology annotation, biological process: G protein-coupled receptor signaling pathway. The transcript has 4 exons. Gene Ontology annotation, molecular function: thyroid-stimulating hormone receptor activity.
AUGGUAGAACUACUGAAGCCCAUUAUUUCUCCCAAGACUCUUCACAAAAACUUCAUUAAGUCUUUUAGGCCACUGAGAACAGAAGUCUCAGACAAGAAUACCUAUCUGCACAAGAACAAAUACCUGGAAGUUAUCAAUGACGAUGCAUUUCUGGGAGUGCACAGUGGACCAACUCUACUGGAUGUCUCCAGAACAGCCGUUGCUUAUCUUCCAGCCAAAGGACUGGAAAGUCUGAAAGAACUAAUGGCUAAAAAUACAUGGACCUUGAAGAAAUUGCCAGCUGUAAAGGUAUUUCUUCAGCUAAUGCGAGCUGAUCUCUCGUAUCCAAGUCACUGCUGUGCUUUCAAGAGCUGGAAAAAAACCAGCGGGAUCCUGGAGUACCUGACGUGUAACCAGACGGGCAGCCACAGCUUCCGUAAGAGAAGAUCGGUCGAAGCUCUCAGAGCUCUGUUUUACAAGGAUUAUGAAGAAGAAUACACGGACCACGCUGAUACCGCCUAUGACAAAAACACCAAGUCCACUGAUUUCCAUGAAAAUUCCCACUAUUACAUUUUUUUGGAAGAGCACGGAGAAGGAAAUCUCGGGUUUGGCCAAGAGCUGAAGAACCCUCAAGUGGAAGACGUCCAGGCCUUUGACAGCCAUUACGACUACCCUGCCUGCGGAGGCAGUGAGGACGUGAUAUGCACUCCAGAGCCUGACGAGUUUAACCCCUGCGAGGAUAUAAUGGGCUAUCAAUUCCUGAGGAUUGUGGUGUGGUUUGUCAACCUGCUGGCCAUCCUAGGGAACAUCUUUGUCCUUUUCAUCCUUCUCACCAGCCAUUACAAACUGACCGUGCCACGCUUUCUGAUGUGUAACUUGGCCUUUGCCGAUUUUUGCAUGGGGUUGUACCUCCUCCUGAUCGCUUCGGUGGAUCUCCACACCAGGUCGGAGUACUAUAACCACGCUAUAGAGUGGCAGACUGGGCCUGGCUGCAACACGGCCGGCUUUUUCACCGUCUUUGCUAGCGAACUUUCUGUCUACACGCUGACGGUGAUCACCCUGGAGCGCUGGUACGCCAUCACUUUUGCCAUGCGGCCGGACCGCAAGAUCCGCCUGCGGCACGCUCUGGGUAUCAUGCUGGGAGGGUGGGUCUCGUGCUUUCUUCUCGCCCUUUUGCCACUGGUUGGCGUCAGCAGCUACAGCAAAGUCAGCAUCUGCUUGCCCAUGGACACCGAGACGCCGGUGGCUGAAGCCUACGUUGUCUUUGUUUUAAUGUGUAACAUCGUCGCUUUUGUCAUCAUUUGCGCCUGCUACGUAAAAAUCUACGUCACCGUGCGGAACCCUCAGUACAAGUCAGGGGACAAAGACACCAAAAUCGCCAAGCGGAUGGCGGUGUUGAUUUUCACUGACUUCCUGUGCAUGGCUCCCAUCUCUUUCCAUGCUCUGUCUGCCAUUGUGAACAAACCACUGAUCACUGUCACGAACUCCAAGAUUUUGCUGGUACUCUUCUACCCGCUCAAUUCUUGCGCCAACCCCUUUCUUUACGCCAUUUUCACCAAAGCUUUCCGAAGAGAUGUGUUCAUCCUGCUAAGCAAGUUUGGCAUAUGCGAGCGUCAGGCUCAAGUCUACAGAGGUCAGACAAUCUCAGCCAAAAACAGCAGCGGCUCCUAUGGGCAGAGACUCAGCCGAGGGAUAGGGCAGAUCCUGACGAGCAUUCAAGAGCCGGCCAACGAUCACCUUCCUGCCAUGACAACGCAGAACCAAAUCCUCAUGGAAGAAUGCAAGCAAACUGAGCUAUAA